Molecule: messenger RNA, 543 nt
Organism: Miscanthus lutarioriparius
Lineage: Eukaryota; Viridiplantae; Streptophyta; Magnoliopsida; Poales; Poaceae
Source: the annotation of a GenBank genome assembly
AUGGUAGGCAAGCCGCCACAACACCGCCGUCACCAUGGCUCCUCCUCACUUGGGGCAGAGGAGCUCAACCUCUUGCACAUGUCCAGGGGUUCCCCGCCGGACGGUGGCGGCGGCCGCGGCGAGAGCCGGGGCGCGUUGGGCCAGUGGAAGUGCAGGCUGCUGGGCUCCCUCCGCCCGCGGCGCCAGCGCUGCGUGGUGUGCCUGCAGGUGCAGCACGUCACCGGCCUGCCCCCGGCCGCGGAGGGCCGCGGGGUGGUGGUGGGGUGGCGGAGCAGGGGCGGCGAGGGAGAGCACACGGCGCCGGCCCGGGUGGCGCGGGGCGCCGCCGCGUUCGACGAGGUGUUCCUGCAGCACUUCACCGUCGGCGGCGCCACGCUGCGGGGCUUCACCGUGUGGGCAGCGCUCCUGGACGCGCCCGCCGAUAACGGGGAUCUUGGCGCGUUCCCCGUCGACCUCGCCGAGGUCGCCGCCGCGGCGCUCAGCUUCCCGCUGGGCAGGGCCUUCCCGGGAAAAUUAGAGGCCCUGUACGAUACUAAGAAAUGA